UUAUAUGCACUUCACCCGGAAUGGGAUGAACAUCUGACGUCACGCACGGCGCUCUUUUGACUUAGCAGACUUGACACAGCUCUUUCCACUGAAUUUGAUUCUUGCAUGGGAUCUGUCUUACGCAACACCGAAGUAUGGAAAAGCACUACAGCGUGAAAACGUUUCAACAUGGAAAUAUCCACGGCCAGCAAUCACGUAUUGCCUCGUAAACGGUCGCGGAACAAGUCUUUAUUCACGCACAUUCAGAUAAUAGCUGCUGUCAUUGGUGUAUCCUACGCAUUAGAACCGAAAACUGACGAUGAAGAUAUUCAAAAAGUACUUGCAAAGUAUUUCAAAAAAGUUCCGGAUAUACACAGCAGCUACGUUGUAAACGAGCAGUUGGCAAAGACUAUUGCCAAUUACUUCAAUGGUACAGUUAACGCGUUUCCCCUAUUCAGAAUAAGCAUCAAAAUAGAUCGAAAGCCGAUAAAAAUCCCUUGGACAUUGAACCAUGGUACAAGGGUUAACGAUACUCUAAUGAAGAAAAGGUAUAAAUAUAUAAAAAUAAGGAAAUAAAAUGUUGCGGAUGAUA
This is a messenger RNA of Pararge aegeria (speckled wood butterfly), 571 nucleotides long. RefSeq lists its product as uncharacterized. The record is from RefSeq and is a predicted model, not a curated record. NCBI's taxonomy places the organism in Eukaryota, Metazoa, Arthropoda, Insecta, Lepidoptera, Nymphalidae. The transcript is spliced from 2 exons. Bases 169 to 555 code for a protein of 128 amino acids.